Molecule: messenger RNA, 1184 nt
Organism: Canis lupus familiaris (dog)
Lineage: Eukaryota; Metazoa; Chordata; Mammalia; Carnivora; Canidae
Gene: POLR2E
Product: RNA polymerase II, I and III subunit E
Exons: 8
Coding region: 78-710 (210 amino acids)
Biological process (GO): DNA-templated transcription
Cellular component (GO): RNA polymerase I complex; RNA polymerase II, core complex; RNA polymerase III complex
Molecular function (GO): DNA-directed RNA polymerase activity; DNA binding
Source: RefSeq, a predicted model, not a curated record
GCAGGGCUCGGCGCAGGCGCAGUCAGCGCGGGCCCCUGCCGCGGGCUCAGGCGCGCGGGUUGCGAGCGGCGGCCGCCAUGGACGACGAGGAGGAGACGUACCGGCUGUGGAAGAUCCGCAAGACCAUCAUGCAGCUGUGCCACGACCGCGGCUACCUGGUGACGCAGGAUGAGCUGGACCAGACGCUGGAAGAGUUCAAGGCCCAGUUUGGGGACAAGCCGAGCGAGGGGCGGCCCCGGCGCACGGACCUCACGGUGCUGGUGGCCCACAACGACGACCCCACCGACCAGAUGUUUGUCUUCUUUCCAGAGGAGCCUAAAGUGGGAAUCAAGACCAUCAAGGUGUAUUGCCAGCGGAUGCAGGAGGAGAACAUCACCCGGGCCCUCAUUGUGGUACAGCAGGGCAUGACUCCCUCCGCCAAGCAGUCCCUGGUUGACAUGGCCCCCAAGUACAUCCUGGAGCAGUUUCUGCAGCAGGAGCUACUCAUCAACAUCACGGAGCACGAGCUGGUCCCAGAGCACGUCGUCAUGACCAAGGAAGAGGUGACAGAGCUGCUGGCCCGAUACAAACUCCGAGAGAACCAGCUGCCCAGGAUCCAGGCAGGAGACCCCGUGGCUCGCUACUUUGGGAUAAAGCGAGGGCAGGUGGUAAAGAUCAUCCGGCCCAGUGAGACCGCGGGCAGGUACAUCACCUACCGGCUGGUGCAGUAGCGGCUGGCUCAGUCGUCUGUCACCUUCCGGGGGGCGCGGAAGUGGCCCCACUUCGCACUCGGCUGGUCUCGGCCCGCAGCACAGACAUGACGCCUGGUUGUGCCGCUCCCUCCCUCCCGGCAGCCCAGAGACCAUUGGGGGCUGUGGCCACCAUCCCCACGCUGCGCGCCGGGUGGCUGGCCUGCCCUGUGGGAGCCACGGCCCUCAGGAACCUCACUGCUGCUUCUGGGUGCUGAGCCCUCGCUGGACCUGGCACGAGCUGCCUCCAGGGGGGACGGGAGGCCACAGGGAGGCUCGCAGGUGGCUGGUGACAGUGGUCCUGGGUCAGGUUUCUGGCCGCCCGGCACUGUGCUGUCACCGUGCCCCGUGGGUGGCCCUGAGGUCUCUGUCUGUGAGCACACACCCCGCAGCAGGGAGCCAGUCGCUAUUUGAUGUUGGGCGUUUAUAAAAAUUAAAGGUGUUUGAGUAAACAAA